AGCAUUCCCCUACAAAAACGGCUCUUUCAUCUUCGAAAAUUUUUCUUCAUAGUAUUUGUGCAAUCUUUGCUUCUUCCCCUUUCCUACUCUUCUCCUACUUAGCCAUCAAACCCUACACCUAUAGUUCUUGUCACACCAAACAAACCAUAUUAUAUUAUACCUUAAACUCAUAUACAUUUUCUUUCUCAAUACCAAAAAUCAUAACUAUAAAUUAUUAGAUCACUAGAUUAUGGCUUACCAAUUCACAAUAUUUCAAUGCAUUUUUGUGCUUCUUUUUUUGUUACCUUCCCUUGCAUUAGCCAAGAUUUUUCCUAGGUUCCCGUCGUCGAACGUUCGACCGGAGCAACUAGCUCAAAUUCUAAAGGAUGAUGAAGUUAAGCCUUAUAAAACAAAGUAUUAUACACAGAUACUUGAUCAUUUUAACUAUAAUCCACAAAGUUACCAAACUUUUCAGCAAAGGUACUUAAUCAAUGAUACUUAUUGGGAUGGUGCUAAAAAUAAUGCCCCAAUCUUUGUUUACAUGGGUAAUGAAGGAGAUAUUGAGUGGUUUGCACAAAAUUCUGGUUUCAUGUUUGAGAAUGCACCUCAUUUCAAAGCCCUUUUGGUUUUCAUUGAGCAUAGAUUCUAUGGGAAAUCUAUACCAUAUGGAGGUGACAAAGAGGUAGCUUAUAAAAAUGCAACUACACAAGGAUAUCUUAGUUCAACCCAAGCAUUGGCUGAUUAUGCAACUAUCAUACUUGACCUUAAGAAGAAUCUCACCGCUACUGAAUCUCCAGUUGUGGUUUUUGGAGGUUCCUAUGGAGGAAUGUUAGCGGCUUGGUUUAGGCUCAAGUACCCACAUGUGGCUAUUGGAGCUUUGGCUUCUUCUUCUCCAAUCCUCAAUUUUGGAAAUCUCACUUCUCCUUUUAGCUUCAACAAUAUUGUCACUCAAGAUUUCAAGAGUGAGAGUGAGAAUUGUUACAAAGUGAUCAAAGGGUCAUGGGCACAAAUUGAAGAAACAGCACAGCAGAAAGGAGGGCUAGAAAAGCUAAGAUCAUCUUUUAAUAUUUGCAAGAACAUUACUAUUUCUGCUGAAUAUGUUGAGAGUUGGUUGAGUAUGGCUUAUAUUUAUACUGCUAUGACAGACUAUCCUACUCCCUCCAAUUUUCUCAACCCCUUGCCUGCUUUUCCAGUUAGACAGAUGUGCAAGGCAAUAGACAAUCCAGAAUUAGGAAAUGAUACAUUUGCCAAGUUGUAUGGAGCAGCCAACAUAUAUUACAACUACACUGGAAAUGUCGACUGCUUUAAUAUAACGAAUGAUUCUGAUAAACAUGGUCUUGAUGAGUGGACAUGGCAGGCAUGUACAGAGAUGAUAUUACCAACAGAUGGGAACAACAAAGAGAGUAUAUUUCCAACUUCCAAUGACGACUAUAAUGAUCGAGACUUGUACUGCACCAGCAUCUAUGGUGUUCAACCUCGUCCUCAUUGGAUCACUACUGAAUUUGGUGGAUUUGAUAUACACAGGGUACUUAGAAGAUAUGCUAGUAACAUCCUCUUCUUUAAUGGCAGAAGAGACCCAUGGAGUGGUGGAGGAGUAUUAAAGAACAUCUCCAGCAGUUUGGUGGCCAUAGUUGCAAAAGAAGGUGCACAUCACGUAGAUCUCAGAUAUUCAACAGAAGAAGAUCCAAAUUGGCUCAAGGAAAUAAGGAAAACAGAGAUCCACCACAUCAAAAAGUGGCUUUCUCGAUAUUACCAUGAUUUGGAUCACUUUUCUCAUUGAACAUACAACACAGAUUAUUAGAAUUAAGUGUGAUAUAUAAGAAGUAUUAGUGACAUUAGAUAACCAUCCAACAUAAUUUUUGGCUGGUGUGCUUGUCACUUCGAUGCCUUAAACCCCAUGAAAAGGUAUACAUUACUAUGUUUAUAUGUCAUAUUUCUUCCGUUCUUUUUUAAUUACAAUAUUUCUCUUAUUUAAAAGUUUCAUAUAUACUAUAGUAUGAUAAUAUUUUCCCUAUUUUCUUCUA
This is a messenger RNA of Beta vulgaris subsp. vulgaris (sugar beet), 2003 nucleotides long. RefSeq lists its product as uncharacterized. The record is from RefSeq and is a predicted model, not a curated record. Gene Ontology annotation, molecular function: serine-type exopeptidase activity; dipeptidyl-peptidase activity. Gene Ontology annotation, biological process: proteolysis. Bases 230 to 1759 code for a protein of 509 amino acids. Lineage: Eukaryota; Viridiplantae; Streptophyta; Magnoliopsida; Caryophyllales; Amaranthaceae. The transcript has 10 exons.